Messenger RNA from Fukomys damarensis (Damara mole-rat), 3502 nucleotides. RefSeq names its product outer dense fiber of sperm tails 2 (gene Odf2). The record is from RefSeq and is a predicted model, not a curated record. The transcript has 21 exons. Gene Ontology annotation, cellular component: centrosome. Gene Ontology annotation, biological process: regulation of cilium assembly. Bases 326 to 2827 code for a protein of 833 amino acids. NCBI's taxonomy places the organism in Eukaryota, Metazoa, Chordata, Mammalia, Rodentia, Bathyergidae.
GCACUGUCUGUUCUGCCGGGAACGCCCCUUCUCCUAGGAGACAGUUGCCCGGGCCCCACCCGCGAUACACCUCCUGGUCCCAGCGCGGGUUCCCGCCCCUCCGGGCCCACUUGGGGCCUAUCGGACAGUUGCUGUGCGACUUGGACAGUGGAGGAGCGCCUCCCAAGUUUUCAUCCAACUGCCAUCCCCAAAGCCUCCACCCACCUCCCCUCAGAGAGGACGCUUGAUGCCAGGCCCCUGAGAUUGUCAUUGACAAGCCCCUCUGGUCCCUCUGAGCUGAGCCAGCUGACCCAUUUGCCCUCCUUUGCGGCUUUGAUGCCUAGCCAUGUCUGCCUCGUCCUCAGGCGGCUCCCCCAGGUACUGCCCCAGGUUUCCAUCGUGCGGGAAGAACGGAGUAACAACUCUCACGCAGAAAAAAGUCUUGAGAACACCUUGUGGCCCACCCAGUGUAACUGUGACGAAAUCUCAUAAGCGUGGAAUGAAAGGGGACACCGUGAAUGUGCGGCGGAGUGUCCGGGUGAAAACCAAGGUACCUUGGAUCCCCCCUGGAAAGUCAUCCGCCCGGCAUGUGGGAUGCCAGUGGGAGACUCCACCUCACUGCCUAGAAAUCACACCUCCAUCUUCAGAAAAGCUGGUCUCGGUCAUGCGCCUAAGUGACCUCUCGACAGAAGAUGACGACUCGGGCCGCUGUAAAAUGAACCACUAUGAUAAGAAGAUCGACAGUCUAAUGAACGCGGUCGGUUGUCUCAAGUCUGAGGUCAGGAUGCAGAAAGGCGAGCGGCAAAUGGCCAAGAAGUUCCUAGAGGAGAGGAAGGAGGAGCUGGAGGAGGUGGCCCACGAGCUGGCCGAGACGGAGCACGAGAACUCGGUGCUGAGGCACAACAUCGAGCGCAUCAAGGAGGAGAAGGACUACACCAUACUCCAGAAGAAGCACCUGCAGCAGGAGAAGGAGUGCCUCAUGUCCAAGCUGGUGGAGGCAGAAAUGGAUGGAGCUGCCGCCGCCAAGCAGGUCAUGGCCCUGAAGGACACCAUCGGGAAGCUUAAGACGGAGAAACAAAUGACCUGCACGGACAUUAACACGCUAACGAGGCAGAAGGAACUUCUCCUGCAAAAGCUGAGCACGUUCGAGGAGACCAACCGCACCCUCCGAGACCUGCUGCGGGAACAGCACUGCAGGGAGGACGCUGAAAGACUCAUGGAGCAUCAAGGAGCACUGCUGAAACGGCUAGCGGAGGCGGACUCCGAGAAAGCGCGGCUGCUGUUACUGCUGCAGGACAAGGACAAGGAAGUGGAAGAGCUCCUGCAGGAAAUACAGUGUGAGAAGGCCCAAUCAAAGACAGCGUCCGAGCUUUCCAAGUCUAUGGAGUCAAUGCGUGGGCACCUGCAGGCGCAGCUCCGGUGCAAAGAGGCAGAGAACAGUCGCCUGUGCGUGCAGAUCAAGAACCUGGAGCGCAGCGGGAACCAGCACAAGGCGGAGGUGGAGGCCAUCAUGGAGCAGCUGAAGGAACUGAAGCAGAAGGGAGACCGUGACAAGGAGUCCCUGAAGAAGGCCAUCCGGGCCCAGCAGGAGCGGGCUGAGAAGAGCGAGGAGUACGCCGAGCAGCUGCACGUGCAGCUCGCAGACAAGGAUCUUUAUGUUGCUGAAGCUUUAUCUACGCUGGAGUCGUGGCGGAGUCGCUAUAACCAGGUUGUGAAAGACAAGGGAGACCUGGAGCUGGAAAUCAUCGUCCUGAACGAUCGGGUGACAGACCUUUUGAACCAGCAGCAGACCUUGGAGGAGAAGAUGCGCGAGGACCGGGACAGCCUGGUGGAGAGGGUGCACCGGCAGACGGCCGAGUACUCCGCCUUCAAGCUGGAGAAUGAGCGGCUGAAGGCCAGCUUCGCCCCAAUGGAGGACAAGCUCAGCCAGGCUCACCUCGAGGUCCAGCAGCUAAAGGCGUCUGUGAAGAACUAUGAGGGGAUGAUCGACAAUUACAAGAGCCAGGUGAUGAAAACCAGAUUGGAGGCCGAUGAAGUAGCUGCCCAGCUCGAGCGCUGUGACAAAGAGAACAAGAUCCUCAAAGACGAGAUGAACAAGGAGAUUGAGGCGGCGCGUCGGCAGUUCCAAUCCCAGCUGGCUGACCUGCAGCAGCUGCCCGACAUCCUCAAGAUCACAGAGGCCAAGCUGGCCGAGUGCCAGGACCAGAUGCAGGGCUAUGAGAGGAAGAACAUGGACCUGAUGGCCAUCAUCUCUGACCUGCGCAGCCAGAUUGAACACCAGGGGGACAAGCUGGAGAUGGCGAGAGAGAAACACCAGGCCUCCCAGAAGGAAAAUAAACAGCUGAGUCUGAAGGUGGAUGAGCUGGAGAGGAAACUGGAGGCCACCAGUGCCCAGAAUGUCGAGUUCCUGCAGGUGAUCGCCAAGAGGGAGGAGGCCAUCCACCUGUCCCAGCUGCGGCUGGAGGAGAAAACCCGGGAGUGCGGGUCGCUGGCCCGGCAGCUGGAGAGCGCCCUUGAAGACGCCAGGCGGCAGGUGGAGCAGACCAAGGAGCAGGCGCUGUCCAAGGAGCGAGCAGCCCAGAGCAAACUCCUGGACCUGGAGGCACAGCUGAGCAGGACCAAGACAGAACUAAGCCAGCUGAGGCGGAGCCGCGAGGACGUGGAUCGCCGCUAUCAGAGCCGCCUGCAGGACCUGAAGGACCGCCUGGAGCAGUCGGAGAGCACCAACCGCAGCAUGCAGAACUACGUCCAGUUCCUCAAGUCCUCCUACGCCAACGUGUUUGGGGACAGUCCCUACACUUCCUUCCUCACCAGCUCCCCAAUCCGCUCGCGAUCGCCCCCUGCAUGAGCCCUGCCCAGUGCCAAGGAAGGAAGGAGUUGCCAAGCUACAGCCAGAAAGCUGUUGGCUCUACUGUCCCAGGGAGGAAGCGGUUGUCCUUAGCGGUGACUCCCAGAUCGUUCUAAUGUGGCAGGCGGGAGCAGGAUGCAGUCGUCUCCUCCCCAGUGGUGCUGUCAUCUGAUGGAAUUUUGUUAAGUUUUCUACCCCGUUGGGGAAGCAGAUUCCAGAUGCCCGUGAGUUGCCAAGACUCCCCCGAGAGUGUGUGGACUGGACUUCUCCCUCUGUUCCCACCCAGCCUCGUCUCCUUAGGAAUCCGCCUAGGGAUUUCUGAUCUGAACCAGCAGAUGCCCUGCCUGGGCUGUAGGCAGAAUUCUUGCUUCUUUCUUAUUUCAGGGGUACAGGUGGGCGUGGCAUUCUUUUGAGGUUGGGGGCACCCUCGACACCCCUCACACCCGUUUCCUUGAGGACACUUGGUCCCCAGCAUUUCACAGAUGUCUUCUCAAGGCCCAUUACGAGGGUAACCCCAAGCUCGCUCAUUCCAGUUUUUCUUUGUAUCUCUAGAACACAUUUAUUCUUGAAAUAUUUGUACGGUUUUACAAAAAGAUUUAUAAUCAGUUAUUUAAGAAGGCUCCUUUUAUCCAGCCAUCCCAUCCCUCUUUUAAAAAAUGAUUAAAGUAAAAUGCU